This is a messenger RNA of Penaeus vannamei (Pacific white shrimp), 2207 nucleotides long. NCBI's taxonomy places the organism in Eukaryota, Metazoa, Arthropoda, Malacostraca, Decapoda, Penaeidae. The record is from RefSeq and is a predicted model, not a curated record.
CGUUUUGGUCCGAGAGCUGAACUUUGAGGUCAAGUCCGGGAUGAAUGUCCUUGUCUGCGGCCCAAAUGGCUGUGGCAAGUCAUCCCUGUUCAGAAUUCUGGGAGAGCUCUGGCCAGUAUUUGGAGGUACAGUAACCAAACCAAGUGCAGGUAAGCUGUUCUACAUCCCACAACGACCUUACAUGACUUUGGGUACUCUCCGGGAUCAGGUUAUAUACCCUGACUCACAUGGUGACAUGAUUGCACGAGGAAUCACGCAUGACACUCUUCGAGAGCUCCUACAUCAGGUACAGCUAACUCACAUCCUUGACCGUGAAGGAGGUUGGGAUGCCGUCGCAGAUUGGAUGGAUGUCUUGUCAGGUGGAGAAAAGCAGAGGAUUGCAAUGGCCCGUCUCUUUUACCACAAGCCCCAGUUUGCUAUCCUAGAUGAAUGCACAAGUGCAGUGAGUGUAGAUGUUGAAGAUGCCAUGUACCAGUACUGCAGCAAAGUGGGAAUCACUCUCUUCACAGUUUCUCACCGCAAAAGCUUGUGGAAGCAUCAUGAGUACUACUUGCACAUGGACGGGCGUGGCUCCUUCGAGUACAAGCGCAUAGAAUCAGACACACAAGAAUUUGGAUCUUGAGGACUGCCAACUAAAGUUAGCUGGAGGGUGAUGGAGAAAGCAAGAGGAGGUUGACCAGCCACUGAAUUAUAGUUUUGUAGCUAACAGCCAUUUGUGGAUGCUCUGAUGGUGGUAAUGAGAAAGUAAUAAGAGUGAGCCAAUCCCUGAAAACUGAAUUAUUAUUAUGUAAACAAGUUGUGCCAGGAAGCAUUCAUUCUAGAAUAGAAUAUAAAUUCUAUUUUCAUCUUGAAAUUUGUUAAUAUUUCCUAAUGGGAAUGUCUGUAAUUGAUUUUUCUUAUCACUAUUUUUUUAUGCCUUAUAUUUAAGCUUUGAAUUCAGGUUGCUUAUAUAUACUAUAUUUCUUUCUAUUGAAUCCUUUAUGUUGUGACAGUUGUAGAUGCUGACACAAAAAAUAUUUAACAGUUGUAUAGAAGAUGUACAUGUUCUAAACUCCCAAGAACUAGAUCAUAAAGGGAUUGAAGAAUAAUAGUUCCAGUGAUAUUUGUUAUAGUUCAGAGUCAUAGAUGAAGGUUUCCCAAUAAUGACCAUGAAUUACCACAUACUGCAUUGCAGCAAUAUUUACACUACUAAAAUGCUUUAGGUUAGUGACAAAAAGGUAGGAACACUGAGAAAAUGCAGAUGAUCAGUCUGAGAGGAUAAUAUUUGAGGUUAAAGCUACCCAUUUUAGGGCAAUCACAUAUAUCCUUGACAUACACUGAGUGGUAGGCUUAGCCACUGCACUAUGUGCUCUCCCAUAAAAGGACAUAUUUCAUAAUGGAUCCAGAUGAUGACUAGCUCUAACAGAGAAAAGUGAAUUUGUAAAGAUAGAAAGUCUUUGGGCCAACAAGCCCUCUAAGCUGGUACUCCUGGCACAAAUCCAGCCUUUACCUGACUGAGACAAUUAGGAAGUUUGAAACUCUGGUUAUUGCAUUGAUGACAAAUAGAUGUCAUCGGAUUCAAGAGGUUAAGCACAACCAAGUUCCCAUCAGCUAGAUACUCAAGGGGAUAUCCAGGAAUUUUGUUUAUGCUAUAGUCUUGCCAGAGUAUAGUGUUAUUAGUUUUUGCUUUCAUGCAGAUGUUUGUGUGCAUGAAAGAAAUGAUUAUGGUCAGUUUGAUUAUAAUAAUUGUAUAUCUUUUGUUUGGCCUAUUUACAUAUUUAUUCAUUGAUUCAUAUCAGAGGAAAAUUGUAUUUUUGAAAUUAUUUUAUUAGUUUAACUUCUCUGCACUAGAAAAUUAUUUUAGAUUUUUGUUUUUUCUCUUCCCUCUUAUCUGUGAUAUAUAUUUUUUUCAAGUGAUUUGGAUUACUUGCAAAUAUUGACAAUAGUAAAUAGAUAAAUGAAUAAGAAUAGGAAAAUAAUGACCUAUUGUUAUAAAGAUUGGGUUGAUGAAAACUGGCAGAGUCCUAAGUUUUGUAAUUCAUUGAAAAAAUGUGCAACAAUUGAAGAGUAACCAUUUUCAAGCAACACUAGCUCUUUGAUUCUUUGGAAUAUUUGGCAUCAUGAUCAGUAUUUGUGAGUUAUUAUCUCAAUUAGGGAUUAUGUAAUGACAGUGGUUAUAAAAGAUGAUGUAUAAGUAUUAACAAUAUUAAAGCUUUAGAGAGUAUUGA